This is a messenger RNA of Vollenhovia emeryi, 4125 nucleotides long. RefSeq names its product phospholipase D2 (gene Pld). The transcript is spliced from 15 exons. Bases 300 to 3683 code for a protein of 1127 amino acids. Gene Ontology annotation, molecular function: phosphatidylinositol binding; D-type glycerophospholipase activity. The record is from RefSeq and is a predicted model, not a curated record. NCBI's taxonomy places the organism in Eukaryota, Metazoa, Arthropoda, Insecta, Hymenoptera, Formicidae. Gene Ontology annotation, biological process: cell motility; phosphatidic acid biosynthetic process; intracellular signal transduction.
GCGUGGUCGGCCAUGCGGUCAUCAACGAUGAGUAAACCGGAGUAAACGCGUGUGAACGCGUGUCGCGUCGCGUGGUGACGGAUCAUCGCGUAACAUAGGCAUUAAUCCUGCGCCAGCGGCGGUCGCGAUCAUCGUCGCUUGACGCGCGCGCGAUUACUCCAGAGGCGGGCGAUAGCUGUUAAACGAUGCAUUGUUGCGCGGGUGCUCGGGCGGCGUACGCGUCCGUCGAUGAUGCUCGACAGGCGGAACGCGUCUAGGCUAGAACUGCGUCCUGCGUAAGGCGAGAAAACUUGCCAAAGAUGCCGACUGAGAUGGUCGAGGUUGCUCCACGUGGCAGCAUAAGCCGCACGAUGUCACAGGAUUCGGAAUAUGACGACGCUCUGGAGGUACCCGAGUCAUUAGAAAUAACGGUCGACGAAAACGGGGAGACGAUACAAGUUCGUAAAGGAGAGGCGGAGUGCACGGACAGCAAAGAAACCCUUGGCGUAAUGCCUUUCACCGUUAUACACAACACAUCGUCGAAGUUCAAAAGUCAAACUCGCAACGUAUUCAUUCCCGGCGAGGAGGUGCACGUAAAGAUCAUAGAUAACGAGCGUAGCGUGACCACGCAUCCCCUGAACCCGAAUCUGUACACCAUAGAAUUUAGACACGGACCUUUUGUCUGGACCAUUAAAAAGCGAUACAAGCACAUUCAGUAUCUGCAUAAUCAAUUGAAAAUAUAUCGCGCUAGCCUGAACAUACCCUUCCCGACAAAGAGCCACAGGGAGAGGAGGAACAGCAUGAAGAAUCUUAGAACCGCGGGCGAGAGAAAGGGCAGACGAAAUGCUUUGCCGAGGUUCCCCAAUAAACCUGACAUUCUGGUGCCCUAUGAGCAAUUAAGUCGUAGGAGAAAGGAACUGGAGGAUUAUCUAAGUAACUUACUCAACAUAGAAAUCUACAGACGACAUUCCGAAACUAUAAAUUUUUUGGAUAUCUCACCGUUGUCCUUCGUGGCCGACCUGGGGAUGAAGGGGAAGGAAGGUACGAUUUUGAAGCGGACCGGAUCAGGCGCUAAAACGAGGUGCAGUUACUUCGGCCUGUUGGAUUGCGGGCUCUGCUUCAAGUGCAGUUACCUCUGCACCUCUCUUUGCGGCAAAUGGCAGAAGAGGCAUCUCGUUGUCAAGGACACCUUCGUCGCGUAUCUCAAUCCUCAGGACGGUAGAAUAAGAUCGGUUAUUUUGAUGGACAACGGCUUUGGGAUCAGUCUGGGCGUGUACACCACGGGUUCGCGAAGCAGCAUGCAGAUUUCGAAUCUGAGUAGACACAUAGUUAUCAAGUGUUGGACAAAACGCAAGGCUAAGGAGUGGAUGGAGUUUAUACAAGAAGUUAGUAAUAGGGAAGGCAAAGAUUUUAUACAAACAAAUCCGCAUAACUCGUUUGCUCCGUAUCGUUCGUCCGUAUCCGCGACUUGGUUCGUGGACGGAGCCGAUUACAUGUCCGCUGUGGCCGAUGCAUUGGAAAGCGCCAAGGAAGAGAUUUUUAUCGCGGAUUGGUGGCUCUCGCCAGAAAUUCAUAUGAAAAGACCAACGCCCGGUGGGGAUUAUUGGCGGCUGGAUAAAAUCUUACAAAGAAAGGCAGGUGAAGGUGUCAAGAUAUUUGUACUGAUAUAUAAAGAGAUUGAGGUCGCUUUGGGCAUAAACAGUUACUACAGCAAACAGAGACUUGUGGAGCAAUGUCCUGAGAACAUAAAGGUAUUGAGACAUCCGGAUCACGCGAGGGCAGGCGUGUUUCUUUGGGCUCAUCACGAAAAGAUCGUAGUCAUUGAUCAGUCAUUAGCAUUUCUCGGUGGCAUCGAUUUAUGUUACGGCAGGUGGGACAACAAUGAACACAAAUUGACAGACUUAGAAUCCAUUCACCAGUCGAGUAUCUACAUUCCGUCGAGAGAUAAGCUGACUAAUACUAGCAGUAAAAAGGUACUGGGCUGUACAGAGAGACAUGUGCUAUUGCCAUUAGCGAUAGCAACAAACACUAUAGCUAUGGCAACCACGAGAUCCAUGCCUUUGUUGCCGAUGAUGGACGAAAAGACGCAAAAGGAUUUGGUACUGUCAACGUUGUCAACGGAUAAUGCACUCUUUAUGCUGCAAGAAAAGGGAGACGGCGUCAAGUGUAACACUCCCGAAAUGCAAAGGAAGAAUCUGUUCGACGUCGCCAAAACGACCGUCGAUAAGAUGAAGAACACCGUGAGAGUGAAGAGACACGAAUUAAUUAAUAUGGUAUACACUUCGCACGAAGCGGACGCCGAUGAUGUCGCGGUGAAUAAGCUUGCGCUACCGGAACCUGAGGACACGGUGGAUUUUGCCUGCAGUUUAACACCCACGACAAAAUUGUGGCUCGGUAAAGACUACACAAAUUUCAUCGUCAAAGACUUUAACGAUCUCGAGAGGCCGUAUCAGGAUCUGGUAGAUAGAACCACCACCCCCAGGAUGCCCUGGCACGACAUAGGGGUUUUGGUGCAAAACGCUGCCGCUAGAGAUGUGGCUAGGCAUUUUAUACAACGUUGGAAUGCCGCCAAGCUAGAAAAAGCAAAUGUGAAUCGGUGCUAUCCUUAUCUAUUACCGAAAUCGUACGAAGAUUGCAAGAGCUGUGCUCCGUUUAUCAAAGAGGCAAGCAAGCACAACGUCCGGUGUCAAGUACUACGCUCGGUGAGCUCUUGGUCGGCGGGCUUCCUCGAUUCAGAGACUGUGGAGCGGAGUAUACAGGAGGCAUACAUCCAGGCGAUCAGUGAAGCGGAGAGAUAUAUAUACAUAGAAAAUCAAUUUUUCAUAACGCUUGCCUCCAUGGACAAAGGUUGCGUGAAGAAUCGAAUCGGUGAGACAUUAUUGAAAAGAAUACUGAGAGCGCACAGGGAAGGCGCCGUGUUCAGGGUGUUUGUCGUAAUGCCGUUGUUGCCCGGCUUUGAAGGAGAAGUUGGAGGGCCAAGCGGGACGGCAUUACGGGCGAUAACACAUUGGAAUUAUAAUUCUAUAUCGAGGGGAAAAGAUGCUAUUCUAACUCAGCUGUUGGAGGCAGGUAUAGAGGAUCCCAGCGAGUACAUCACGUUCCACGGCUUGAGAACUCAUUCUAUGUUAAACGGCACGAUGGUAACCGAGCUUAUCUAUGUUCACAGUAAGCUUAUGAUAAUAGAUGACAACACAGUGAUCUGUGGGUCAGCUAAUAUAAAUGACAGAAGUAUGGUUGCUACGAGAGACAGCGAAAUAGCUGUAAUAAUUCAUGACCAGGAGUUUGAGGAUGGACGCAUGAAUAACAUACCCUUUUCUUGUGGCAAAUUUGCCUCUUCCUUGAGAAAACAAUUAUUCCGCGAGCAUCUGGGACUGCUGAAUACUAAAGAGCACGUCAAUAUCGAUGACGCUAUUAUAAAAUCAUUCUACAAGGACGUAUGGUGCGCUAGAAGCAAGCGAAACACGCAAAUAUAUGAAGAAGUAUUUCAGUGUAUUCCCACGGAUAAAGUAGUCAAUUUCGCUAUACUGAAGCAAUAUCAAGAAAAAGUACCGCUCUCCAUUUCUGAGCCGUUACUAGCACAAGAAAUGAUAGACAGUAUAAAGGGCCACUUGGUUGACCUGCCAUUAAAUUUCUUAUGCAAUGAGGACUUAAAACCCGCGGCUGGAACAGUAGAAGGAAUGAUGCCGACUGCGUUGUGGACAUAAGUUUGCCGAAUGAAUUUCUUCGAAAAUUCAUUGCGUCUGAGCACAAGUUAAAAAUUUCUGUCGGUUUGUUAUGCAACGCAAAGCUACAAUCAGUUCGUUUCAAAGUAUUCGUAAAAAAUUCAUUAUGGUACAUGUAAUUUCUCCAAUCAUUCUUAUUGUAUUCUUCUAUGAAUUCCUGAAGAAUUACAAUUCAGAAAGGCAGAAAAUUUGAAGAAUACUUUGCGAAUUUACUGUGCUAUCUGGGCUUUCAUAUUAAGGAACAAACGAAGGAUAAAUAGAUUUUAUUACUUUGAGAUAUAAAUUUAAAUUUUUGCCUAUUUAUGUGUUUGUUCUUGCCUGAUAUGACAACGGCUGGUCGGAUUUUCACCGAGCAAGCGAUUUAUGUCUAAUUAAAAAUAUAAGGACAUAAUAUUUUAGAUACAAUAAUUCUUAAUACCUCAAA